UGCUUCCUCCGUUGAACACACGCGAUUAGUUAACAGUUAACACAUAUGAGAUAUUUAUAGACGUAUAGAUAUAAGGAGAGAAGUCGACAGAAAUUAGGUCUAGAAACUUCGCCUCGCCGGGAGAGAAACAAUGGGGCGGAGGAAGCUCGAAAUAAAGCGGAUCGAAGAUAAGAGUAGCAGGCUAGUGACGUUUUCGAAGCGGAGAACAGGUUUAAUUGAGAAAGCACGACAGCUUUCCGGGCUCUGCGACGUCGAUGUCGCCGUCAUCGUAUUCUCCGCCCGCGGCAAGCUAUAUGAAUUCUGCAACGGCCGUACUGCUAACAGUGUGGAGCAUAUUCUUGCUAGGUAUGAAGCAGAAAACAGAAGCAUGAAAGUAGAUGGCCAAGAUUCAGAACUUCCAUUGAAGUGCACAAAAUUCAAAACAUGUAAAGAGCUUCUACAAAUGGUGGACAGGCUUGUUGAAGAGAAUAAUAGUAAUAAUGAGGAGCUCUCUGUGGUUGAGAUGACACAACUUGAAGAAGAACUUGAUACUGCUCUUAUGCAAACAAGGUCAAGAAAGACACAGUUGAUGAUGGAGUAUGUAUCCACCCUCCAACAACAGGAGAAGGAUUUAAUCAAAGAAAAGGAAGAAAUCAUACAACAGAAUGCAUCAGCGGAGAAUGUGUUUGGGAUUGGGGGUGGAGGUGGAGGUAGAGGUCGGAACGACGACCUUUCAGUUAACCAGAUGGAUUCGCCGCAACAUCUGACUCUCCCUCUUUUUAUUACCUAAUCCCUAACCUCUUCAAUUUCAAUUUCAUCCCUGCAACUGCAAAUCAGAUUCAGAUGUUUAUAAUGGGAAAUAGUAUAACAUAAGCCGAUGGCAAUAAUAAUCCGAUGAACGGAUGAAAUAUGUUUGGAUUGUGUUUGUGUGUGACUACCAGAUACGUAGGUAUCUCUGUAAACCGUGAUCCAAUGCUUCAUGGUCAAGUUGAUUUAUUUUUUUUUUU
Messenger RNA from Lactuca sativa (garden lettuce), 986 nucleotides. Its product is annotated as agamous-like MADS-box protein AGL27. Gene Ontology annotation, biological process: positive regulation of transcription by RNA polymerase II. The record is from RefSeq and is a predicted model, not a curated record. Gene Ontology annotation, molecular function: DNA-binding transcription factor activity; RNA polymerase II transcription regulatory region sequence-specific DNA binding; protein dimerization activity. Gene Ontology annotation, cellular component: nucleus. Lineage: Eukaryota; Viridiplantae; Streptophyta; Magnoliopsida; Asterales; Asteraceae.